AUGAUGAUUAGUAUUCUAGAUAAUACAGUACAUGUAGCGAAGGCACUACUGCCUGCCAACCCAUCCGCUACUACUUUACCUAAUAUUUUAUCGAUAUUAACCGGAUUUAUAUGUCAUUCUAGUGACGAUGAAGCUUUAGCAGAUGAACAUAUGGCACGUCGAGAAUGGUCACAAGCAGCAAAUAUCUUUGCUUGUAUAAUUAAUCCAAACGUUCGUGUUCUAAAUAAAUAUGGAUGUUUAUUACGUGAACAUUUAAAUAAUCUAUCUGGUGCCUUAGAAUGUCAUCAACAAGCAUUAUUGAAAGCUACUGAUCGAGAACAAGCUGAAACACUUAUUUGUUUAGGUUUAGUCCAUAAAGGUAUGAAACAACAUGCCGAAGCAUUGAAAGUUUAUUCUCAAGCGUUACAAUGGUUUGAAAAUGAAACGAAACGAGAUCCAGUAAUGAUUGCUCGUUGUCUUAUUGGUAUUGGUAAUGCGCAAUGGGCACGUCAACAACUUACUGAAGCACUUGAUUAUACUGAACGUGCUUUAGCUAUACGUGAACAUGAAAUCAAACCAAAAAAUGAUUUUGAUAUUGCUGCUUGUCUUGGUAAUAUGAGUAAUAUAUUACAUGAUCAAGGUGAUAUUAAACGUGCAUUAUCAUGUGCUACUCGUGCUGUUGAUCUUUUGAGUGCAUGUGGAAAAGAUGAUCCUCGUCUUGCUGCAGCAUUGAAUAAUUUAGGUGCUAUUCACAUAGCUAAUGGUGAUUUAGUUAAAGCACGAGAACAUUUUGAACGUGCACUUGAAUCUAUAUCAAAUGAGAAUCAUCCACAUAGAAAAAGUACAUUGGCUAAUCUUGCUCGACUCGAAACGAUGGAAAAGUCGAAAAAAUAA
Molecule: messenger RNA, 873 nt
Organism: Rotaria sp. Silwood2
Lineage: Eukaryota; Metazoa; Rotifera; Eurotatoria; Philodinida; Philodinidae
Source: the annotation of a GenBank genome assembly